Messenger RNA from Haemorhous mexicanus (house finch), 375 nucleotides. RefSeq names its product urotensin 2 (gene UTS2). The transcript is spliced from 4 exons. The coding region runs from base 1 to 375 and encodes 124 amino acids. Gene Ontology annotation, cellular component: extracellular region. Lineage: Eukaryota; Metazoa; Chordata; Aves; Passeriformes; Fringillidae. Gene Ontology annotation, molecular function: hormone activity. The record is from RefSeq and is a predicted model, not a curated record. Gene Ontology annotation, biological process: regulation of blood pressure; blood vessel diameter maintenance.
AUGCAUAAACUGAUACUUUGCUGUCUCAUCAUCAUCAGCUUCUCCUGUCCUCUCUUGUCUCUCCCCAUCAUCAAUGCCAGUGAGAUGUCUUAUCAACACUCAGCUGAUGAAGAUUCGAGGUUAAACCUGGAGAGGUUGGGCAGCCUGGGAAGCUCCUCCCUGCUCCAGCUCCUGCCAGAGCUCCUGGGGACACUGACUGAGGACAGCAAAGCAGGUCUUACUCCCAGCAACUACAACCCAGGGGAAAAUAUCAAAGAGACUUUCUACGGGAACCAUCCUCGAAAUGCUCUCCUGGGCCGCCUCUUGACCAAGGACAGGAAACAGUACAAGAAACGUGGGAAUCUUUCUGAGUGCUUCUGGAAAUAUUGUGUGUAA